Molecule: messenger RNA, 615 nt
Organism: Linum tenue
Lineage: Eukaryota; Viridiplantae; Streptophyta; Magnoliopsida; Malpighiales; Linaceae
Source: the annotation of a GenBank genome assembly
AUGAAGGAUUUGAACAAGGAUCUUUCACGUAAACUUGAGACUCAAACUCAAAGAUUGGAGCUCUUGGCUGCUCAAAGCAUGGCCACCGAGAACAUCACAUCUAGAUUACCCGAGCCCCGUAGCAUGCAAGAGAAUCUUGCAUACGCUAACGAAGGAGACGAGGUUGUUGAAAGAGUAUUGGGGUGGAUUAUGAAGCUCUUCCCUGGAGGGCCAUCGAAAAGAAGAACCAACAAGUUGCUUUGACGACAGUCGGUUGACAAUGGAUGUUGCUGGAUUUGACUGUUGUUUCCAUUCUUAGACACCCUACGCCUUUUAAUCGUAGCACCAUAGAGAUCGUAAUUUGUAUAUUGUCAAGAGUCGAUGUUAUACCCCGUCAAUUCUUUUGUAAGUGAUGAGAAAAUGAGGUUUCCGCAAUUUUUUGAUAGAGUGAUGGAUAUGUCAAAUGAGUCAAGGCUCUGUGUUGUCCUGUGUCAAGUGUAUUGCACAUUGGUGAACAAUCCAUGCAACUGUGGAACAUUGGUUGGUUAGUGACAAAAUAUGAGUUUAUAUGGGAUAUUGGAAUUUGACACUAAUAACAGUUGCACCAUCUAUAGUCUAUACUUGCUGGUUGUAUUC